AUGAUCGCCUCGAUUGCUCUCUUGGUAAGCGGCCUCGCCGCCACGGUGCUCGGCCACGGCAUGGUCACGACCUUCAAGACCGAUGGUGUCUCAAACCAGGGCUUCAUUUUGGACUAUUACUACGACAAGAAGAAUGGCCAGCCCGUGCCCGACAUUGCUGCCUGGUACGCUGAGAACCUCGACAGCGGCUUCGUGGCACCCAACAACUACGGCACUCUGGAUAUCAACUGCCACAUCAACGCGACUCCAGGCACGCUCUCGACCACGGUCUCAGCCGGCGGAAAGGUCGAGUUCGAUUGGCCUGCGACCUGGCCUCAUCCAUACGGUCCAAUCAUCACGUACGUUGCUAAGUGCGCCGCAGAUUGCACCAAGGCCGACAAGUCAACGUUGAAGUGGGUCAAGAUCGAAGCUGUUGGCAUCAACUACACCACACAAAAAUGGGCGUCCCAGACCCUGAUCGACCAGGGCGGUAAGUGGACCACGACCGUGCCCAAGUCGCUGGCUCCCGGCAACUACGUGUUCCGCCACGAGAUCAUCGCCCUGCAUGGUGCUGGCUCGCUCAACGGCGCGCAGAACUACCCCCAGUGCUUCAACAUCAAGAUCACGGGCUCUGGUACUGCCAACCCCACCGGCACCUUGGGCACGGCUCUGUACAAGAACACAGAUCCUGGUAUCUACUUCAACCCUUACACCACCAUCACGAGCUACGCCAUGCCUGGCCCAACGCUGUGGACUGGUUAA
Molecule: messenger RNA, 741 nt
Organism: Diaporthe amygdali
Lineage: Eukaryota; Fungi; Ascomycota; Sordariomycetes; Diaporthales; Diaporthaceae
Product: glycosyl hydrolase family 61
Exons: 2
Coding region: 1-741 (246 amino acids)
Source: RefSeq, a predicted model, not a curated record